AUGGAGCAGAAGAGCGGGCCGGACGGUGCACUGGAGGGUGAGCGGGAGGAGGGAGAGCCCGAGGUGAAGAAGCGGAGACUUCUGUGUGUGGAGUUUGCCUCGGUCGCGAGUUGCGACGCCGCCGUGGCUCAGUGCUACCUGGCCGAGAACGACUGGGAGAUGGAAAGAGCGCUGGACUCGUACUUCGAGCCGGCAGUGGGGGAGAGCACUUUAAAAAGCCAUCUUGAGACCGCCUCUGAGCCUGAGUCCUGUGUUGACCUAACCAAGGAAGAAACAAGCGAUUCCAUUAGUUCUAAAACCAGCACAUCUGAAAAUGUUCAGCAAGAAGAUGGCAGCAUGUUCUCUUUCAUUACCUGGAAUAUUGAUGGAUUGGACCUAAACAAUCUGCCAGAGAGGGCUCGAGGGGUGUGUUCCUAUUUAACUUUGUACAGCCCAGAUGUGGUAUUUCUACAGGAAGUUAUUCCCCCAUAUUCUGCCUUCCUAAAGAAGAAAGCAAGUAGUUAUGAGAUUAUUACAGGUCGUGAAGAAGGAUAUUUCACAGCUAUAAUGUUGAAGAAAUCGAGAUUGAAAUUUAAAAGCCAAGAGAUUAUUCCUUUUCCAAAUACAAAAAUGAUGAGAAACCUUUUGUGUGUGCAUGUGAGUGUGUCAGGAAAUGAACUUUGCCUUAUGACUUCUCAUUUGGAGAGCACCAGAGGGCAUGCUAAGGAACGAAUGAAUCAGUUGAAAAUGGUUUUAAAGAAAAUGCAAGAGGCUCCAGCGUCAGCUACAGUUAUAUUUGCAGGAGAUACAAAUUUAAGGGAUCACGAAGUUACCAAAUGUGGUGGUUUACCCAACAACAUUUUGGAUGUCUGGGAGUUUUUGGGCAACCCUAAGCAUUGCCAGUAUACGUGGGAUACACAGAUGAACUCUAAUCUUGGAAUAGCUGCUACUUGCAAGCUUCGUUUUGAUCGAAUAUUUUUUAGAGCAGCAGCAGAAGGCGGCCACAUUAUUCCCCGAAGUUUGGACCUCCUUGGGUUGGAAAAACUGGCCUGUGGUAGAUUUCCUAGUGAUCACUGGGGUCUUCUGUGCACCUUAGAUGUAAUAUUGUGA
This is a messenger RNA of Lipotes vexillifer (Yangtze River dolphin), 1089 nucleotides long. It is a transcript of the gene TDP2, whose product is annotated as tyrosyl-DNA phosphodiesterase 2. The coding region runs from base 1 to 1089 and encodes 362 amino acids. NCBI's taxonomy places the organism in Eukaryota, Metazoa, Chordata, Mammalia, Artiodactyla, Lipotidae. Gene Ontology annotation, cellular component: cytoplasm; PML body. The transcript is spliced from 8 exons. The record is from RefSeq and is a predicted model, not a curated record. Gene Ontology annotation, molecular function: 5'-tyrosyl-DNA phosphodiesterase activity; protein binding; single-stranded DNA binding. Gene Ontology annotation, biological process: double-strand break repair.